Melanotaenia boesemani (Boeseman's rainbowfish) is the source of this 870-nucleotide messenger RNA. RefSeq lists its product as uncharacterized. Lineage: Eukaryota; Metazoa; Chordata; Actinopteri; Atheriniformes; Melanotaeniidae. The coding region runs from base 1 to 870 and encodes 289 amino acids. The transcript has 2 exons. The record is from RefSeq and is a predicted model, not a curated record.
AUGCGAGACAGCCAGACUGCUCUGUCCAAACUUUGUCAGAACCUUCUACUGAAGUGCCCUCUGAAGUACCCCACUGUCCGAAAUAUGAUUUGCCUGGACCCCCAGAAAAUGUACACUGAACCAGACAUGUGCCUGCAAAAAAUGAAGGCCCUUAUCAUCAAGUUCGUGCAGGAUAAGAAGUUGUCUGGAGGAGUGACAGCGGGUGAUAAGAUUGCCGAACAAUUUCAGAAGUUUCUCCUCAGUGAGGCCAGAGGAGAGGAGUUCAUGGCUUUCAGUGCAUUGGAUGGAAAAUCCCGAGUUGACAGCUUCCUGCAUAAGGCCAUGAACGGAUAUGCAGAACUUUGGAGCUUUGUGGAAAAGCUGCUGCUCUUGUCCCAUGGGCAAGCUACUGUGGAGCGUGGGUUCUCCAUAAACAAGCAGGUGGAGAUGUACAAUAUGAAUGAAGACACUGUAGUCUCACAGAGACUUAUCUGCGACUAUGUGAGAACGUGUGGUGGAGUGGUCAAAGUGCCGUUAACUAAAGAACUGUUGAAUGAGUGUUCAUCCGCCCGCAACCGAUACAGGAUGUUCUUGGAUGAUGAGAGGAAGAAAAGGGAAAAGACAAAACAGACCAACAAGAGAAAAGAGAUUGAAGGUGAGCUUGAAGAGCUACGCAAGAAAAGAAGAACAAUCUCAACCGUGUGUGAAACUCUACACAACGAUGCAGAUAGCUUUGCAGAGAAGGCUGAGAAUGCAGCAGGAACCAAGAUGGCGGAACUUAUAACUAAAUCCAAUACCAUGAGAAGAAGAUGCAAGGAAAAGAGAGGGGAGUUAGUGGAGCUAGACUGUGAAAUUGAGAAGAGAGUGGCAGAGCUACCCCACAUGUCUUGA